Messenger RNA from Ornithodoros turicata, 5039 nucleotides. RefSeq lists its product as uncharacterized. The record is from RefSeq and is a predicted model, not a curated record. NCBI's taxonomy places the organism in Eukaryota, Metazoa, Arthropoda, Arachnida, Ixodida, Argasidae. The coding region runs from base 1430 to 5005 and encodes 1191 amino acids. The transcript has 21 exons. Gene Ontology annotation, molecular function: oxidoreductase activity, acting on CH-OH group of donors; flavin adenine dinucleotide binding.
AAUUGAUCCCUGGGGUGUGUCGGGUUCCGCAGCAAGGGGGGGGGGGGGGGGGAGAGAAAACGUCACGACAAGCAGGCUACUCCCACAAAUGUUUAUGCUCCUUGACGAAAUAUUGCGUAAUCUCACAAAAUUUUAGGGGGUGUCUUCCAGAUUUGGGGAUGUUAGGAGUGACCUAGAUAAAUCACUAGUGACAGUGCUCACACGACACCCCAUGCUAUAGGAGAACCACAUUCACCCACGACACAUUGUCUGCGCUUCGCGCUCCACAGCGUUUCGAACUGUAUUCAGGAGCGUAAACGUAACGUGGUAACGUAAUUACCUUCGCUUCCGCAGAUAAAGCGAUUCCUUUCAAAUCCACCCUGUAUUACGCUCUACCACUAAUCUUCCGCUGUGUGCCGCUUCGGCGCAGUCCUUCCAGAACCGCAUUGUUUCUAAGCAGCUCUUGCAAACUACUCCGCCGCACAUUAAAUAUCCCAGUCUGGUAUUCAGUGUGCUCACAUUGCCGAAACCAGCGAGACAGCUGAUAUGGAUGCGAAUGUACAGACACCACGCAGCAACACUGACAGAAACAAAUAUAUCUCUACGUGAAAAAUAAAUUAGCUCUUUCAUUCAUCAUCCUUAAAUCCAUUUUUCUACCAGCAUCAUAUGUUACCUUCAUGCUACUUGCGUGUCAUGUAUACAUGUACGUAUUGGUGACGGGAAAGAAAUUUAAUUAUAGAGGAUGAAGCAUCUCAAAACAAUUUUAAAGAACGACGAGCUUUCGUAAAAAGUAUGCGGUUACUCAGGUGAUCAAAAUUGAGGAUAUAGCGAAAUAUAUAGCAAACAAGAGUAAGAGAAGAGAUUUGCGAGGUCACGCGUGUGGAUAUAGGGAAAAGUGUUAAGCAUAGGUGAUAGGAACAGCGCUGCCUGUUAGACAUAGAGGCCCUUCUACGUGGUAAAGGGGGCCAGUAUAGGUACUGGGGCCACGAGAUUCGGAAGCCUGAUUCUAAGACGAUAAUAUUUACGUAUGUGCUAAAACUAUCACGAGGAAGUUUUAAAUGUGAAGAUGCGGGAGUAUCUUUCGAGGUAAUCUUUCGCGCAUGAAAUUCGAACAUCAACAAGGGGACCUGAAGGAAGGGCUCCUUUCGACUUCAACAAUAAUAUAACGUGUCAUUCUGCGUUACAAAAACAUGCCAAUGACUGGUAUGCGAGAGCAAACACAAUAAAAAAAUAUUAUAAUUUAUAGGCAUAUAACAAAUUAGGUGGACACUCCGCCAGGAAAGGGCGUCCCUCUCCAAGGUGACCUCAAGGAAUCGCCCGCAGUUGGCAGGUAAAGGGCGGGGAGGAAAGGGGAGAGGACCAUUGCUCCUAUCUUCAUUACUGCCACUUUCCAACUUGCUCAGUCAACUUUCCGUUUCCUUUGCACAAAAACUGCGCCGCCAGUGCAGAUAUGUCACCUCUGCACGCUUCUCUGCUGCCGCAAGCCAAGUCGGCUGUGUUGUCGUCUUUUUUAAGCGCGUGUCUCCUGGCUGUGUCGAACACUCCGCCCGAUACGUACUACGAAGCGGAAACCUUGAGGGAGGAAUAUGAUUUUAUAGUUGUCGGUAGCGGAUCAGCAGGAAGCGUUGUUGCGAACAGACUGAGCGCAAUUCCUGACGUCACCGUCCUACUGAUUGAGGCUGGAGGAGCCCCCGAUGUUCUGACGGAGGUCCCGUUCUUGGCUGCUCUUCAGUUGGGAGGCAAAUACGACUGGAAGUACGAGACGGUCCCUCAAGAAAACGCCUGUCUUGGUCUCAAAGAGAAGAGAAGCAGAUGGACAAGAGGCAAGGUACUCGGAGGAACAAGCGUCCUCAACGGCAUGGUCUAUGUUCGAGGGAACAAAGAGGAUUACGAGGGAUGGGUAGAAAACUUUGGUGCAACAGGAUGGUCUUACGAAGACGUGCUUCCUUAUUUCAAGGAAAUUGAGACGUUCUACGUGCCUGAGUACGCCAACAACGGUUACCAUGGGAACGACGGUGAGGUGGCUGUUGGUUACGCGCCCUACCACACUAAAGCGAGCGAAGCGUUCUUAGACGGCAUGGCAGAACUUGGAUACCAGUAUGUCGACUACAAUGGUCCAUCACAAAUAGGAUACUCAAGAGUUCAACUGAACACCAAAGACGGCAAGCGAGUUAGUUCAAGCAAGGCAUUCAUUCUUCCGAUUGUAAAGGAAAGGCCAAACUUGGACAUUACUUUGGCAAGCCUCGCAACGAAGAUUGAAUUCGAUGGAAAACGUGCAGUCGGCGUUCGCUUCGAAAAGCUUGGAACCCAGCACUUUGCUCAAGCUACAAGAGAAGUGAUUCUCUCUUCUGGAGCCCUCAAUUCUCCUCAGCUGCUGAUGCUGUCAGGUGUGGGACCGAAGGAGCAUCUUGAGGAACAUAAGAUCCCUGUACUGGCGGAUCUUCCUGUUGGGCAAAACCUUCAAGAUCAUAUUUUCAUUGGCGGGCUAGCGGCAACUUUGGAAGAGGACGCCGAACUGCAGCCUGACGACCCUUCAGCGAUGACCGCAUAUUGCAGUGACAAUGACGGGCCUUACUCAGUACCAGCCGGCAUCGAAGGCAUUGCCUUUAUGAGAACACCAAUCUCAAACAACACUUUGGAGCAUCCCGAUACUCAGUUCCUCUUCUUUGGAAUAUCUCCGGCGUCUGAACCGGGAGAGCUCUUCCACAAGGCCCUGGGCUACAAGGAUGAGGUGUACGACACGUACUAUUUGCCCAAGAGAGGCCAGCCUGCCAUUCAGGUUGCAGGAUGCAUCAACAAAAUCAAGUCCAGGGGCGAGAUAAGGCUCCAAUCCGCCGACCCGCAUGACCCUCCACUCUUUGACCCGAAGUACUUCUCGCAUCCAGAUGAUAUUUUGACCGGCAUUCAAGUGGCUCACAAAGCAACAGAAGUGAUGCAGUCCAACCCCAUGAAGGCCCUCGGAGCAAAACUUUGGGACAUUCCGCUACCCGGAUGCGAAGACAAGGCCAUGUACAGCGACGAUUAUAUGGAGUGUCUCAUGCGGCAUCUGCUCCAUACAGAAUGGCACUUCGGUGGUACUUGCGCGAUGGGAUCACAUAACCGUUCCGUCGUUGAUCCGCGGUUAAGAGUGCGUGGCGUGACUAACCUGAGGGUCAUAGAUGCUUCCAUAAUGCCUGAGCUGACUACAGGAAACAUCAACGCGCCGACAAUGAUGAUUGGAGCUAAAGGAGCUGCGAUGGUUCUCGAAGAUAAUGGACUAACUGGCGAUGUUCUGUGCGUCUUCAGUACGAAUCUCAGAACUGCACGUAUAGUGGACAUUUAUCGAACAUGCCACGCAGUCGGUAGCGGAUCAGCAGGAAGCAUCGUGGCGAAUAGACUGAGCGCUGCUGCCGACGUCAGCGUUCUGGUGAUCGAGGCUGGAGGUGCCCCGGAUGCUAUGACCGAGAUCCCGUUUUUGGCUGCUCUUCAAUUAUGGGGCAAAUACGACUGGAAGUAUGAAACGGUCCCGCAACGAAACGCUUGCCUCGGUCUAAUUGAACAGAGGAGCAGAUGGAUAAGAGGAAAAGUACUGGGAGGCACAGGCACCAUCAACGGCAUGUUGCAUGUAAGGGGAAACAGGGAGGACUUCGACGGCUGGGUGACAAACUAUGGCGCUACGGGAUGGUCUUUUGAAGAGGUGCUUCCCUAUUUCAAGAGCAUCGAGACGUUCUACGUGCCCGAGUACGCUAACAACGGUUACCACGGACAUCAGGGUGAGCUCCCAAUAGGCUACGCACCCAGCCAAUCCGUGGCAAGCAAGGCGUACCUGGAGGGAUGGCGACAACUGGGAUAUCGUAGCGUCGACUACAACGGUCCGUCCCAAAUAGGGUACUCGAGACCCCAAGUAAACAACGCCAACGGCAGAAGAGUUAGCUCGAGCACGGCAUUCAUCCUUCCAAUAGUGAAGGAACGACCCAACCUGCACAUCACUUUGCGAAGCUUAGCAACAAAGAUUCAGUUCGAAGGAAACCGUGCAGUCGGAGUUCAUUUUGCUAAGCUUGGAGUUCCACACUUCGCCCGAGCAAGAAGAGAGGUGAUCCUCUCAGCUGGUGCUAUCGGUUCACCUCAAUUGCUGAUGUUAUCUGGCGUGGGCCCCAAGGAGCAUCUCGAACAGUUUCAGAUACCUGUUCUAGCAGACAUUCCGGUUGGCGAAAACCUUCAAGAUCAUGUUAUCAUUGGCGGGUUGGCAUUUACCUUGGAAAAAAAUGCUGGGCUCCACCCUGAAGCCUUAUCAGCCUAUGAGAGCUAUUGCUCUCGUGGUACAGGGCCUUUCUCAGUACCAGCGGGCAUUGAAGCUAUCUCAUUUACGAGGACAUCUAUCACGAAUGACGCCCGUCCGGAUGCCGAAUACUAUUUCUUCGGGAUUUCGCCAGCAGGUGUAGGGUCUGAAGAAUACCAUACCGUGGCACUCGGCUACACCGAAAAGGUGUACAGCAAGUACUAUCUGCCCAAAAAGGACGAAUACGCAGUUCAGGUCUCACCCGGCAUCAACGGCCUGAAGUCCAGGGGCGUAAUUAAACUCAGGACUACCGAUCCAUAUGAUCAUCCAAUCAUAGAUCCCAAUUACUUCUCUCACCCGGAUGAUGUACUGAUUGCCAUUGAAGCAUCAAAAAUAGCAUUACAAGUGAUGCAAACCGACGCCAUGAAGUCCCUCGGAGCAAGACCUUGGGACAUUCCAUUGCCCGGAUGCGAAGACAAGCUUAUGUACAGCGACGAGUAUCUCGAGUGUCUCGCACGUCAUCUAACCCACACUGAGGGGCACUACGCUGGCACUUGUGCAAUGGGGACACACGAGUGCGCAGUGGUCGAUCCAAGACUUAGAGUUCGCGGUGUUACCCACUUGAGAGUCAUCGAUGCUUCAGUAAUGCCGGAGGUGAUUACUGGGAACACGAAUGCCCCAGCAAUGAUGAUCGCUGAAAAAGGCUCCGCGAUGGUUCUGGAAGAUAAUGGGUUAACUGAAUGUACUCGGUACUUGUAUAAGAAAUAAAGUGAUUCCUUUUCUUUUGUAAAAAAGUGGCAUG